ACGCAGUUCUCUUCUAUUGUCUAUUCUUCAACUUGGCCAGCCAGCUUGACCACUUUCAACUUGAGAUACCCCCGAUAUUCAACUUCGAUUCUUGUUCAACUUCUUCCCGCCUAGUUUGCGGAGUUCUGUCGAUUGGUCAUCGACAUAUUACGUAUCAUACGAUCCUCUGAAUUGUUACUUGCGAGUCUAUACUCACGGUCACGGAUCUCACGAUGAUGUUCAUCACCGUUUUCACCUCCCUUGCCCUUUUCUUGGGCCAAGGUCUCGCUCAGGAUGCUGGCCUCCUGCCUUGUGCUUCGGGUUGCGUCAAUGGCGUCUUCGCCAAUUCAGCCGCCAUGGGAUGCGCCAUGAAUGAUCGCCUCUGUGUCUGCGGAAAGGGUGCUGAUUUCUCGGACGGCAUCCGCGAUUGUAUCAACCAGGCAUGCCCCAGCGAUGUAGCUGCAGCACAGAUUACGAUCGCUCAGGGUUACGGUAACAAUGAAUGCCAAGCCGCAUCAUCUGCAGCGGGUGCUCUGCCUUCUCCUACACCGGCCCCUAGUACGCCGGCCUCUUCCGCUAACCCUCAACCUACCGAGCAGGCUGCUGAGUCCGUUUCCUCGACCACAGCUGCGGAAACUACUAAGGCCCCUGAGCCAAGCCCAAGUUCUACCUCCGAGUCGGGCUUCUCUGCUGCAUCGGUUGAAUCGACUGCUUCCAGUUCGACCCCCGCUGCUACUGAGUCAUCAGCACCUGCGAAGACUUCCGCAGCUACCUCUUCAUCAGUACCGUCAGCUACUACUAGUAAUUCAGCCGUCGCCGCCGGAGCGACAUCAUCGGCAGAGAAGACUGAUGAAGGAUCAUCCUCCAGCCAGGAUAGCGGUUUGAGUGUUGCCGCAAGAGCCGGGAUUGGCGCAGGUGUUGGUGUUGCAGCAGUUCUAGUCAUGAUCAUCGCCUUCUGUCUUCUCCGUCGCCGAUCAAAGACACCCGAACCAGAGCGCGCCCAGACUAUGCAGAUCUCGCAGCCUCUUCCAGGAUCUGGACGACAGUUCGCCGAAGGUGUCCGCCUACCCGACCCUACUUUGUCUAAGGACUUUACGCCGUCGGCACCAUCACCAGAGCCCGCGGGACGCACCCCUUCGCCUAUGGCCCGUCCGUAUUCGCCAUCCACCGCGUCGUAUGCCUCGGAACUUGAUGCCAAUGCGCGCCCCUAUGAGGAUCUGUCGCCGCGAACGCAGCCCCGAACUAUGAUUUAAUCGACACCCCAUGCGCACGAGUCUACGCAUCAACCUAUUUCCGAUUAGGAUUUCUUUGUUGAGUCUGCGGAUGCUUUUUCAUGAGCUAGGAACCCGAUAUCCAAGCCAUCCCUUCCAAGGAUUUAUUGCGGAUGGUUGCAGCAUGGACUCGGUUCGUUUUCGUGGUAAUCCCGCUGGUGUUCUAACGACCUACUUUGGAGGCCGAAAAGAGAGAAGUGUUUCUCCAGUUUAAUCGCACCGAUUUACGUACGAGAGAUGGGACUGGUAAUUACAAU
Molecule: messenger RNA, 1507 nt
Organism: Daldinia loculata
Lineage: Eukaryota; Fungi; Ascomycota; Sordariomycetes; Xylariales; Hypoxylaceae
Exons: 4
Coding region: 213-1232 (339 amino acids)
Source: RefSeq, a predicted model, not a curated record